GCCUGUAUCAGAAAUGUGAGGUGCUUGCUGUGAAGGUUCUUAUUCCAAGAGCACAACACGUGGUUUUGUUAUAGGAUAAGGCAAAUCAGGACAGGUUUGACUAAAAUAUGGAUUCCUUUUUUCGGAGUGAAGAGAUGUGUCUUGUCCAGCUGUUUUUCCAAACUGAGUCAGCUCACAACUGCAUCAAUGAGCUUGGGCAUCUAGGACUGGUGCAAUUUAAAGAUCUAAAUCCUGGAACAGUCGCCUUUCAGCGCCGAUUUGUGAAGGAGGUGAAGAAAUGUGAGGAGAUGGAGAGAAUUCUUCGGUUCUUGGAAAAUGAGGUUGUCAAAUCAAACAUCCCCAUCCCAGCAGACUUUACCAGUGAGACAAUACCUGUUCCACGAGAUGUUCUGGAUUUAGAGUCUAGAUUUGAUAAACUGGAGCAGGAGCUGAAGGAGAUCAACUCAAACCGAGACACCCUCAGGCAGAACUUCACUCAACUAAUGGAGAUCAACCAUCUCCUGCAGAUGACUGAUGACUUUUUUGAGGAGGCAGAGUCGCAGCUCUCCAUCUCUGAGCUUCCUUCUGAAGAGUCGGUGUACUCUUCCAGGGUGACAUGCCGACGCACCAGUUACACCAGCACCAACGGACCCCUGAAACUUGGGUUUGUUGCAGGAGUCAUCAAGCAUGAACGUUUCCCUGCCUUCGAAAAGAUUCUGUGGCGACUGUUUCAUGGAAACUUUGUCCUCCGUCAUGCUGAAAUCAAGCCCCAUGAGGAGGAGAACAUGGCUGAGGAUCCAGUGAAGAAGGAUGUGUUCGUAGUAUUUGUCCAAGGAGACCAGAUCAGAGGAAAGAUCAGAAAGCUAUGUGAUGGGUUUCAUGCCAGCAUGUAUCCAUGUCCCAACAAUGCGUACGCAAGAAAGGAAAUGAGAACAAACGUCAACACACGCAUUGAAGACCUUCGAUUGGUCCUGAAGAGGACGGAGGAGUUCCGUGAGACUACCCUGACUGCAGCAGCAGCCAACCUCCAGGAGUGGGCCUCUAAAGUAAAGAAGAUGAAGGCCAUCUAUUACACAUUGAACCUGUGUAACAUAGACAUCACACAGAAGCUGAUUGUUGCUGAGAUUUGGUGUCCAGUGUCUGACUUAAACUCUGUGCACACUGCACUGAUACAUGGAUCAGAGCAGAGCGGCUCCAGUCUUAGCCCCGUCGUGAACAGAAUCCAAACCCAGCAGACACCCCCAACAUUCAACAGGGUUACCUCCUUUACCUCAGGUUUCCAGAGCAUUAUUGAUGCCUAUGGGGUCGGCAACUAUCAGGAAAUAAACCCAGCUCCAUACACCAUGGUGACCUUCCCCUUCCUGUUUGCGGUCAUGUUUGGAGACUGUGGUCACGGUCUCGUCAUGACUCUGCUCGCUUUAUGGUUGAUCCUACACCAAGAACACUUCAGGAAGCUGAAGAACGAGCUGAUUGACAUGCUGGUGGAUGGACGCUACAUUAUAUUCCUGAUGGGCCUCUUCUCCAUAUACACUGGCCUCAUCUACAACGACUGCUUCUCCAAGUCCUUCAACGUCUUUGGAUCCUCGUGGAGCGUCCGACCCAUGUUCCAUCCACACGGACCGUGGACUAAUGACACGUUGCAUGACUCUGGCCAUCUUCAUCUGGACCCCCUGGUGUCUGGAGUCUACUCUGGUAAUCCCUACCCAUUUGGUGUUGACCCGAUUUGGAAUAUUGCAUCGAAUAAGCUGUCGUUCCUGAACUCUUACAAGAUGAAGAUGUCUGUAAUCAUGGGAGUGGCCCACAUGCUCUUUGGAGUCACUCUGAGUCUGGUGAACUACAUAUUCUUCAGAAACUUAAAGGAUGUUGCGUUGCAGUUCAUUCCAGAGGUGAUUUUCAUGCUGUCUCUGUUUGGAUACCUGAUCUUCCUCAUCCUCUACAAGUGGUGUGUAGUGAUGAAGUCUGAAUCUGCUCCUAGCAUCCUGCUCCUCUUCAUCAACAUGAUGCUCUUUGACUACAGCUCUGAGGGUACUGUGCUUUACAGAACACAGAAACCUGUGCAAAUAUUUCUGGUGGUUGUUGCUGUGCUUAUGGUGCCUUGGCUACUGUUUGCCAAGCCCCUGCUCUUGUAUAGAAAACACAAGCAAUUAAAGCUGAAGCCCUCAACAAACAAGCUUCCCAUGCAGGUUUUUGGGAUCUCCAACCAAGAGGCUUCAGAUAACAGGAAAGAGAAGGUCAGUAUGGCUGACAUUUUCGUGUACCAGGGCAUCCACACCAUCGAGUACUGCCUUGGAUGCAUCUCCAACACAGCCUCCUACCUCCGCCUGUGGGCUCUCAGUCUAGCUCAUGCUGAGCUGUCUGAGGUGCUGUGGAAGAUGGUUCUACAGGUGGCUCUGAGGGUCACCUCGGGGAUGGGUUCUGUUCUGCUGGCAGUGACCUUUGCUGCCUUCGCUGUCCUCACAGUCACCAUUCUCCUGGUCAUGGAGGGUCUCUCUGCCUUCCUCCACGCCCUACGGCUGCACUGGGUUGAAUUCCAAAACAAGUUCUACAAAGGAUCUGGGUACAAGUUCACACCGCUUUCCUUCGACAGGAUGAGAGACAUGCAGUGACUUCAGAUAGAGAAACGCGUUAUUGCUACGAGUCCGUUCUCAUAUUCAUUUACUGUUUAUGUUGAUAUGUCUUUGUGUUAGUCAUUGAUCACACUAAGUUGUUUUCGGUAUGUAGAUCGUACUCUAUAACUGUCGCCAUGGAAUGAAAAAUCUGUGCAAGCAAGGUGCAGCAUUUGCCACAAGAUGGCAGCACACAAUUAUUAGUCAGUCAUGGUUCUAAAAGUAUGCUACAUUCAACAACAGAAGUAUUGUCAAAAGAACACAAUAAAUACAAGGAGAUUUAGUUGAGCAUCUACUUCCUAAAAUGUCUUAAGAGUUUAAUUAGAUUAAAAAACAAUAUUUAGAUCCAACAAUAGUGUACAAAACAUUGAGGACACCUUUCUAAUAAUGAGUUGCACCAUGCUCCUUUUUCCCUCAGAACAGCCUCAAUUCGUCGGGGCAUGGACAAUACAAGCGUUCCACAGGAAUGCUGGCCCAUGUUGACUCCACUGCUUCCUACAGUUG
Messenger RNA from Oncorhynchus tshawytscha (Chinook salmon), 3089 nucleotides. RefSeq names its product V-type proton ATPase 116 kDa subunit a1. The coding region runs from base 108 to 2585 and encodes 825 amino acids. Gene Ontology annotation, cellular component: vacuolar proton-transporting V-type ATPase, V0 domain; vacuolar proton-transporting V-type ATPase complex; plasma membrane. Gene Ontology annotation, biological process: proton transmembrane transport; vacuolar acidification. The transcript has 20 exons. The record is from RefSeq and is a predicted model, not a curated record. Gene Ontology annotation, molecular function: proton-transporting ATPase activity, rotational mechanism; ATPase binding. Lineage: Eukaryota; Metazoa; Chordata; Actinopteri; Salmoniformes; Salmonidae.